This is a messenger RNA of Rangifer tarandus platyrhynchus (Svalbard reindeer), 957 nucleotides long. The record is from the annotation of a GenBank genome assembly. NCBI's taxonomy places the organism in Eukaryota, Metazoa, Chordata, Mammalia, Artiodactyla, Cervidae.
AUGCCCAACAUCGUGCUCUUCAGCGGCAGCUCGCACCAGGACCUGUCCCAGCGCGUGGCCGACCGGCUGGGCCUGGAGCUGGGCAAGGUGAUCACCAAGAAGUUCAGCAACCAGGAGACCAGCGUGGAGAUUGGCGAGAGUGUGAGAGGGGAAGAUGUGUACAUCAUCCAGAGUGGCUGCGGCGAGAUCAACGACAACCUGAUGGAACUACUCAUCAUGAUCAACGCCUGCAAGAUCGCAUCGUCCUCCAGGGUGACCGCUGUGAUCCCGUGCUUCCCCUACGCCCGGCAAGACAAGAAGGACAAGAGUCGUGCUCCGAUUUCAGCAAAGCUUGUGGCCAAUAUGCUCUCGGUCGCUGGAGCGGAUCACAUCAUCACCAUGGACCUGCAUGCCUCUCAGAUCCAGGGCUUCUUUGAUAUCCCCGUGGAUAACUUGUACGCAGAGCCUGCGGUCCUGCAGUGGAUUCGGGAGAACAUCACCGACUGGAAAAAUUGUAUCAUUGUUUCACCUGACGCCGGGGGCGCCAAAAGGGUCACGUCAAUUGCGGACAGGUUGAAUGUGGAGUUUGCAUUGAUUCACAAGGAGAGGAAGAAGGCGAAUGAAGUGGACCGGAUGGUUCUGGUGGGCGACGUGAAGGACCGCGUGGCCAUCCUCGUGGAUGACAUGGCCGACACCUGUGGCACCAUCUGCCAUGCUGCGGACAAACUACUCUCGGCUGGAGCCACCAAAGUGUAUGCUAUCCUUACCCAUGGGAUCUUCUCUGGGCCCGCUAUUUCCAGAAUAAAUAAUGCUGCGUUUGAGGCUGUUGUUGUGACAAACACUAUUCCCCAAGAGGACAAGAUGAAACACUGCUCCAAGAUUCAGGUUAUUGACAUUUCGAUGAUCUUGGCUGAGGCGAUCCGAAGGACCCACAACGGUGAAUCUGUGUCUUACCUGUUCAGCCAUGUCCCACUGUAA